Messenger RNA from Limulus polyphemus (Atlantic horseshoe crab), 1407 nucleotides. RefSeq names its product U8-agatoxin-Ao1a-like. Gene Ontology annotation, molecular function: ion channel inhibitor activity. Gene Ontology annotation, cellular component: extracellular region. Bases 87 to 389 code for a protein of 100 amino acids. Lineage: Eukaryota; Metazoa; Arthropoda; Merostomata; Xiphosura; Limulidae. The record is from RefSeq and is a predicted model, not a curated record. The transcript is spliced from 4 exons.
CACGGUAGGCUAUCUACUCUCUGUCUGACACGGGGAAUCGAAGCCUGGAUUUUUGCCAUUUUUUCUAGAGUUUGUGUUUCUUGAACAUGAUUCGUGUUCCGAGUUCUUUCUGCUGUAUUGGUAUCAUAACGAUGUUUAUCAGGCCCGUUACUGUUACAGUGCUUCUUAUAGUAGUUAUGGUUGUCAUGGUGACGGCUUAUUCCAUUUCCGAUGACGACUACGAGAGAAACUUGGCUAGAUUCUUAUACUACACCCGAAAAAGAAGCUGCGUGAGGAGAGGGGGAAGCUGUGACGAGAGACCCGACGACUGUUGCUUUCAGUCAUCUUGUCGUUGCAACCUCUGGGGGACCAACUGUCGCUGUAUGCGAAGAGGACUUUUCCAGGGAUGAAGCCGUUUCGUGGAAGUUUCUCUUGGUGUUCUAUUUCACAGAUAGGAUGAUUCGUCGAUUGUGCCACGAUUAACCUUCUUAUCAAUUAUAAUUCUGGCGUUUAUCGUUAAACUUACGUGUAUUGUUUUCCAUUUUUGUUUCAUUUUACAUCGGUUAUUAACUGUAACUAUAUAUAUAUUCGGCUCUAAUCUAUAGCUUAGGUGUUGAUAUUUUAAAAGAAACCCAUCAGAGAUCACAAGGCAGUUUUUACUUCAAUCUUACCAAAACCUUUUCUUCUGCUGCUUGCUUUAGAGAAAUAAGAGAGCAGAACAAAAAAAAAUAGUUUAAUUCAGCUUCAAUUGUAAUAACAAAUAACUUGCACAAAUUAUGACCAUCACAAACUGAUAUUACAACAAAGGCUACAACUACAAUUAUUUUUCCGAAUUUAAUGAAUUAAAAACUUGAAACUCUGGAACAACUAGUGACGUGUGGAUUUUUUUUUGUGUGCGUGUGUGUGUGAUGGAGCGUUGUCUAAACUUUAAUUCCUGGUCUUAAAUUAUAAAUACACAUUCAUGUUUUAGAGAUUCGUUUUCUUUAUAAUCACCAGGUAAUUAAUUAUCAGUGUGGUUUAAUCAACUAGCGCGUAUAAGUCAUAAAAAUACGACUGGUUUAUUAUCCGUUGUUCAUAUAGCAUCGGGGAAAGAUAUAAUUAUAUUAUCUAAGUAUAUUUUAUAAACAUAUAAUUAUUUUAAUAAUUUCAAAUCUAAACGUCCAGGUUUAAUAAUUAGAAUGUUAUAUCCACACCUAAGUUUAUUUGACAAAUACGUGUACACACUUUCAUCAUACACGACCACUGGAAAUUGCAUUAAAAGCUGGGAUAAUAAAAUAAUUAUUAAAUUAUUUAUGUAUUUAAUUAAUUAUAAGGUUUUUAACUUGAGUCUCUGGGGGUCCUCCUAUCUGUAUAUGUCCAGUUGUCUGUUUCUUUGUUCUAUAAGCUUGCUGAAUUCAGCGUGAAAUAAACACGAACGAUUACGUUGAA